Monodelphis domestica (gray short-tailed opossum) is the source of this 6364-nucleotide messenger RNA. RefSeq names its product quiescin sulfhydryl oxidase 2 (gene QSOX2). Gene Ontology annotation, biological process: protein folding. Lineage: Eukaryota; Metazoa; Chordata; Mammalia; Didelphimorphia; Didelphidae. The record is from RefSeq and is a predicted model, not a curated record. Gene Ontology annotation, cellular component: Golgi membrane. Gene Ontology annotation, molecular function: flavin-dependent sulfhydryl oxidase activity; protein disulfide isomerase activity.
AGGCUAGGUUCCCUUCAGCUCUCUCGAGCCGAGAGCAAGGGAGCGAGCAAGCAAACGAGCGCGCCCAGAAAGACUGGGGAGACUAGGGACCAGGCGUUGCUAAGAGAGCUCUGUAGCCAAGGCGGCGGGCGGCGCACGUGACGGCGGUUGCCAGGGUGAAAGGUCAAUGCCCCCCCCACGGGAGCGUCCAAGAUGGCGGCGGCGGGGCGCUGGGGCUGGGGCUGGGGCUCGGGCGGAGGGCCCCGCAGGUGGUCGCGACCGCCGCAGCUCUGGAUACUACUGUUCGCCUUGGUGGGGUCCGGGGUCGGAGCUGCCGGGGCCCGGCUAUACAGCGCCAGCGGCGCGGACGCUGUGUGGGCGUUGGACGCCGGGAGCGUGCGCGCGGCCACGGGCAACAGCUCGGCCGCGUGGCUGGUGCAGUUUUACUCUUCGUGGUGCGGUCACUGCAUCCACUAUGCGCCCGUGUGGCGGGCCCUGGCGCGCGACGUGCGAGACUGGGCUCCUGCCAUUAGAGUUGCUGUCUUGGAUUGUGCUGCAGAAGAAAACUACGAUACCUGCAGAGACUAUGGUAUUCAUUUUUACCCAACUUUUAGGUAUUUUAAAGCAUUUACAAAAGAGUUCACAACUGGAGAAAAUUACAAAGCAGGAAUUGAUAGAGAACCACAGACAGUAAGGCAAACAAUGAUUGAUUUCCUUCAGAAUCAUACCCAAGGAAACAGACCUCCUGCUUGUCCAUCUUUGGAUCCUGUUAUAUCCAGUGACAUUUCUCCUCUCUUGGAAAACAGUCGUGGUCAUUACAUUGCUAUUUUAUUUGAAAGCAAUAACUCGUAUGUCGGACGAGAGGUGAUGUUAGACUUGAUUCAAUACAAAAACAUUGUGGUAAAAAGAGCACUGAAUUCUGAUAAAGCAUUUCUCAAGAAACUUGGGGUUACUUCAGUCCCUUCAUGUUACCUUAUUUAUCCAAAUGGAUCUCAUGGAUUAAUUAACAUUUUAAAGCCUCUUCGUUCUUUCUUCUCUUCCUAUUUAAAGUCAUUACCUGGCGUGAGAAAAAAAAUGCUUUCGCCGUUUCCAUUUACAGUCAAACCAAACAAAGAUGACAAUUCUGAGAUCACAGUCUGGAGAGAAUUUGAUGAGUCAAAACUUUACAUGGCUGAUCUUGAGUCAGGCUUGCAUUAUCUCCUUCGAGUGGAGCUUGCUGCUCAUAAGACACUGGAGGGAGCUGAGCUGAAGACCUUCAGGAAUUUUAUUACAGUCAUUGCAAAGCUAUUUCCUGGUCGCCCACCUGUGGUAAAAUUAUUGGAAACUUUACAGGAGUGGUUGGUCAGCCUUCCUCUGGACAAAAUCCCUUACAAUGCAAUCUUGGACCUGGUCAAUAACAAAAUGAGGAUUUCUGGAAUAUUUCUAAGUAAUCAUGUUAAGUGGGUUGGAUGCCAAGGAAGCAGACCAGAGUUAAGGGGUUAUACUUGUUCUCUUUGGAAACUUUUUCAUACUUUAACCGUUCAGGCUGUCAUUCGUCCAAAAGCUCUGGCCAACACAGGUUUUGAAGAUAAUCCCCAAGUAGUUUUGCAGAUUAUGAGACAGUACCUUGAGACAUUUUUUGGAUGUAGAGAAUGUGCUCAGCAUUUUGAAGAAAUGGCUAAAGAAUCCAUGGACUCAGUGAAAACCCUGGACCAAGCGGUCCUCUGGCUAUGGAAGACACACAACAUAGUAAAUAACAGACUAGCAGGCCAGCCAAGUGAAGAUCCAAAAUUUCCAAAGGUUCAGUGGCCAACACCAGAUCUCUGCCCAGGUUGCCAUGAGGAAGUUAAGGGCCUGGACAGCUGGAAUGAAGUACAAGUUCUAAUGUUCUUGAAGCAUCAUUAUGGCAUCGAAAAUAUUUUAAAUAAGUAUACUGAAGACCAGGAUGAGCCUAAUGGAAUAGUAGUAGAGACCAAACAGGAAUCUCAAGGAGAUAUUGUCCUGAAGAAAAAAAAUGGAGAACAAGAGUUGAACCUGGAUUUGUCAGAUAUUUUGGAUCCCAAAUCUCAUAUUUUAGAUAAAUUAAAUAAUAGACCCGACAGAGAUAAAAUUGAACAUCCAUAUGAAUCUAAGAUUCAUAAAGAGAACAAGCAGUCUGGAUCUUUCUUAGGGACUGGUUUUUCCAACAUUGACAUGAGCCUUUGUGUUCUAUUAUAUAUUGCAUCAUCUGUCUUUUUAAUGAUAAUGUACUUUUUUUCCCGAAUGAGGUCCAAGUGGUGGAAAGUAAAGUAUUAUCGCUCACCAGUAUAAAACAUUUUUUAAAAAUUAUUAUUAUUAUUGUUGAUAAAUCAGAGACUUAAGUUUCUUUGUAAAUGGCAAAUCAUCAGCACCCGAUGCAGCUUUAAUAUUUAUGAUCAGGGAUUUUCUGCCAUGGUAGAAUUGGGUUUCCAAAUAUAUUUUCCUCAUUCUAUAGCCAAUCACUCAUUAUACAAAUGUCCUGUCUUGCAAAAAAAAAAAAAGUAUUGAACCCUUCUGUGGCAUUACUUGUAUAGUACAUAGCAUUCAAUAUUUGCAUCUUUUAUGGACCUAUAAUAUAAAAAACUAUUCUUCUUUAUUCACUUCCAUAUUUUGGAAAGAAAAAAUUUAAAUAUUAUCCCACACAUUUAAAAUAAGCUUUCUACAUCCUAAGUUUCCUGAACAUUGUCUUUUUGCUGCUCAUUUGCCAAGAUUUUGUAUAUGGAGAAGCACAUAUUGAUAUUUUCAAGGAUAAUAGUUCAAGCAUUUUUUGGUCCAUUUUAUGGUACAGACUGCAUAUUGGUAAGAGAAGGCUGUCAGGGUUAAACAUUCAUCUUUCUGGAUGUUUAAAAUCACCUCUAAGAUGACAGUUCCUUGAAGCACAUUAAGUUUUGGAUAAUUUCAUUAUCCUUUGUGGUUUUUACCUUCUGGACUGUUCCCACAUAAACUAAAGAGAACACUCACUAGAGAUAGAGCAUAAAACCUGAAAAACGAACAAGAUCAUGUUUGAAUUAUAGUAGUGAUUCCACUGAGCCGGUGACUCUUGGGAAAGUAGAAGAGUCCUCAUUAUUCCCAUGCUUUGAAGAUUGCAGAUAGUAAUUUGGUCUGAAAGUUAUUGAGUUGGAGGUAAAUUUUUUAUUUAAAUAAAUUUCAAGUAAAAACACAAAUAACACAUUUGUUUUGUGAACGAGCAGAACCCCUCCUCACUUCAUUCUUUGAGUUUAAAUUAUUUGGAUUCAGAAGAAAUAGAUCUUCAAAGGUGUGAUUCUGGGUGGGUGUUUUUUUUUUUUUCCAACCUGUUCAUAAGAAAUAUGUGAGCAAGUGAAUGCUUUUAAGGUCUCUCCAUCCUGUGAUUAUCUGCGAGUGGAUUCUGUCUUGCCUGGAUUCUGCUCAUGUUCAGUAAUAAUGUUAAUGGAAUAAAGAGUUAUUAUUACAGUGUCACUGUGAUUUGGACCAUUGCGGUAUUUCUGUUACAGACUCAGUAUAGAGCCAGGCUACUUGACAGAAGUGUACUUUAAAAUCGAAGUUAGAAGACCAGGUCUUUGCCAGGGAGAUGGAAAAGUAGGCAAGUUGCCGUAUCCAACUUUUAAUAAUUAAAUUAAGGAAUCUACUUAAGUUUAUGCCAGCAUUAAAUGAUUAAUUUAGCUUUUAUGAGAUGUUACUUUUAUUGUCAAACAUCUUAUGAAGCACUGUGAUGACCUUUCACUUAUUUGGAGAAUUUUCUUGUUUUAUCAUUGUAGAUGUAAAGUGCUGAAAUAUUGCAAAAGAGUAAAUGAAUUUCUAGAAAGGGACUAUUCCUCUAGUGGGGAGGAGUGGGAACCCAUUUGAUUAUUACUGAUUUUGGCUAAAAGGCCAAGAAGCAGUCAUUUUAGUAUUAUUUUUUACUUUGAGAACAUAGUGAAAGUAGGGCUGGUAGUUUGGUCUGGAAAGGUGAGAUAUGUUCAUUGAAUCUCAUUGGCUGCCAGUCUUUAGCUGCACUUGAAACAGAUCAGGACAGAGUAACAUUCUUACAGGACACUUUCUACUGCUGGAACUAGAUGGGAAUUCAGGAGGAAACCUAGUUCUGAAACUCAAAAAGCCAGCCAGUCUGUUCUGGAUGCCAGAGAGAAAACUACUAAGGCCUGGAAUCCAAGACUUUUAAACGAUAUAGCCAUUUUGAGCCUGAGGUGAUAACAAAGGAGAGAAUUGGCUCUAUAUAUAUUUAGGAAGCAUGCUAGGCUACUGACCUCAAAAGAGAUAAAUGAGAAAUAGAAAUUAGAAUCUAGAUACAAAAAUGGAAGACCAUCUCUAAGUCAAUAGAAAUAUGACUGCAUUAUCUUGUAUUAUUAUUAUUUUAAUAUAAGCCCUUACCUUCAGUUUUAGAAUAUGUACUUAGUAUUGGUUCUAAGGCAAAAGAGCAGUAAGGGCUAAGCAGUCAGAAUUUAGUGAUUUGCCCAGUGCCAUAUAGCAAGGAAGUGUCUGAGGUCAAAUUUGAACCCAGGGCCUUCCAUCUCCAGGCAUGGCUAUCUAACCACUGAGCCAUCUAGCUAACCCCAUAUUAAUGUCACUUUUUUUUUGGUAGUAAUUUCUAACUUCACCAUUUUCUCACUUUUGAUUAAGGGAAGGAAAGCUUACUAGUAACAAAUGACAGUCAAUUAGGCCAAUAGGGAUUUUUCAAAAUUUAGGAUUGGACUGGUGAUAGUGGAAGAGAAGAAGGAAGAAUACCAUUGGGCAGCGACUUUGGGAUUACAAGGUUAAAAAAACUAGUGAUUCCCUAGUCUCACAGGGACAGUUUUUCUAUCAGCACCUAUCCUGCCAGUGUUCUUAGAGGGAAAAAAAUUCAAAAGCAGAUUAGUACUUUCAGAAGGCACAGAUAAGUCCUUUUUAAAAAGUUUCUAAGAUUCUUUAAACUGGCACAUUAUUAUUAAAAUUCUUGUGUAUUUAAAAGUUUGAGUUUUUUAUUUUUUUAAAUCAAACUCUAUACCAUAUUUUAAGUUUAAUUUUAAGAAAUAUCUGACUUUGUUAACCCCAUCCCAAUAUUUGCCCAAAUUCUGCCUCCCCCCCCUUCCCCCCUUUUGGUACUUUAUUUUAAACAGGAUAUAGCAUUAGGAUUUUGAAAGUAGAGCACAAUGACAUUCUUAAGGGAAACUAGUGUUUUCUCUAAAGUGGAGAACAGGACCCAGAGGAAUGUUUCUGGAGUGGCUUCAGAAGGCCUUUAUAACUUUUGAUUUGUCAUAAAGGCUUAAUCUGGAAACAUAUAUGGAUGGAUUUUUUAAAUGAUUGUGGAAGGCAGUGCUUUGUUUCUCCUUUUUUUUUUUAUGUGACAACUGACUGAAGGAGAACCUUUUGGUGUUUACAAAACAAUUUCAACAUUGAUUUCAUUGUUAAAACUUUAGGGUAAUGAGCAGUGUUUUAGUAAAAAAAAAUAAAAUUCAACAAGAUGUUUGUUUAUUUUUUUUUGCACAAAUAUCACCAAUGUUUUUUCUUUUUUAAAACUAGAUUAGAAAGAUUGUUUGAAAAAGAAAGCAAGUCUAAAAAACAUCACUUCUCUUUUUAGAGGGUAAAACCUGAAUUUCAUCAAUUCCACUAUCAAUGUGGGACUUUGAUCUGAAUUUGAUCUUCUAAUCUUUAUGCCUUUUAUUUUCAUAUUGAAAGUUCCAAAUUGCUGAAACAUGAAAGAGUCAAGUAUUAAAUUUGGGGAGUUAAGGAAUAAAUGAAAAUAAAAUGUACGAAGUCAAAUAUUCUUAAUCAAAAUAUGUUUUCUGGUUCAUGCUUAAAUGCCAUUUCCUUAAAGUAGUUUCUUUUUAAAUUAUAUUAAUUACAUGUGAUUAUAUGUCACCUUAAAACAUGUGGUUUUUUAAGUUAUUUUGCUAAAAGCUCUUAGAAUUCAUAAUGAGCAUUUAAAUUUCAUAGCAUCGUAUUGUAAAGUUACAGUUUUUGGAGGAUAGGUUUGUGUCUUCCUGAAGAGUGAUGACAAAAUAAUUUCAUCACAGAUCUAUAAAUGUGAAAUUCUCAUUCAGGGACAGGUCCAGGGAGCCAAAUUAUUUCUCCUCUCUAAUAUCUGUGGUGGGAGGGGCCUACUGUGCCAAGAGAACCAAAAAUAUUUUUCCAGUUCAUUUUGAACUACAAUUGCCAUUCUACAGAUGAUUCUCAUGUUUGAAAUUGAUAUUAGUAUCUUUUAGAAAUUAAUGAGGUGUAUUUUCUAAGACUGAGCAUAAAAAAUUGUUGAAAACUGAUAAAUAUAUUUCGUUAAUUUAAAUGCUUAUUUAUUUUUUAAUUGAAAGGUUUUUAUGAAAAGCCAAUCAAUAAAGCAUUGAUGUGAUUUCUUCUUUACACAGAAAAGGCCCGUUUUGUAUAGAAUUGGCUAAUUCUACUGUGUACAUUUUUUUAAAUAAAGAAGUCUGACAUUUUA